AUGAAGGAAACAGAAGAGCAGCUGCUGGUGGUGAGCAGGGAGAACCAAGUGCUGAAGAUCAAGCUGGAAGCCACGAGAGAAGCGGGGGUACAGGCGCUCAGAUCUGCAUCCCAGAGACUGUAUGAGAAUUACCAGACUCAGUCAGAAGAACUGAAAAAAAGCCACGAGAAUGAGAAGAAGCAAAUAGAGGCCUACAACCUCCAACAAGAAGAGAAGCUCCAGCAAAGCUCAGAAAAGGCCGGCCGUCUUGCCGAAGGCAUCAGGGAAAAAUGUACCCGCAUCGCAGAGAUGGAGAAACGCGUGCAAAGGAUGGAGGAGGAAAAGAAAACUCUGAUAGAGAAGAAGAUGUCAUUUGAAAAGAUGCUGCAACAGAUGAUGUCAAGGAAUGAAGAUGGCAAAUGGUGCCUACAUCUCCAGAGGCAGAUUUCCACCCUGCAGGAGCAGAUCAGCCACCUGCAGCGCGUGAUCCAGGCACAGCAUCACAGCCUGCGCGGUGCGAUCCAGGAGGCAGAGGAACUGAACAACGAACUCAGAAGUCAAGAUAAAAAAAUAGAAGACCUGACAGAGAAGCUGACUGCGCUGGAAGCACAGAAUAAAGAACUUAAAGACAGAGUGGAGCUCUGGUCUGGCCAGCCCAAGGUUAAAGUUUCAAAAGCUGUCUGGACAGACGCCCCACGAGAUUUUGGAGCUUCUGGAGCGUCCCCUUACCUGAUGCUCACCAGGCUGAGGAAGGAGAGCUAA
Messenger RNA from Charadrius vociferus (killdeer), 741 nucleotides. It is a transcript of the gene CCDC68, whose product is annotated as coiled-coil domain containing 68. Gene Ontology annotation, biological process: intracellular signal transduction. The coding region runs from base 1 to 741 and encodes 246 amino acids. Gene Ontology annotation, cellular component: intracellular anatomical structure. Lineage: Eukaryota; Metazoa; Chordata; Aves; Charadriiformes; Charadriidae. The record is from RefSeq and is a predicted model, not a curated record. The transcript is spliced from 8 exons.